Molecule: messenger RNA, 2037 nt
Organism: Pieris macdunnoughi
Lineage: Eukaryota; Metazoa; Arthropoda; Insecta; Lepidoptera; Pieridae
Source: the annotation of a GenBank genome assembly
AUGACGCCGCAACAAUACUGCCUUAGGUGGAAACACCACCACUCCAAUGUCCAGAGCAUGUUCGCGCAAUUGCUUGAAAAAGAGAGAUUCUGCGAUGUAACACUGUACUGCUCGCCUAACUUCGCUACACAACUGUCAAAAGAUAUGGAGACGAGUCUACGAGGGGUGUCUCUCAGGGCUCACAGGGUGGUACUGGCUGCUUGCUCGGAACUGCUGGGCACGUUACUAGGAGCGCAUGAGGCACAAGGAGAACCAGUUUUGGUUAUAGAUGGCGCUGAGCCGCAGCACGUGAGGGCCUUAUUGGACUAUAUGUAUACUGGGGAGAUGAACGUCCAUCAUUCCCAACUCGCUGGUCUCCUAAAAACAGCUGAAGAGUUACGAAUCAAGGGCUUGACAGAUAUUCGAUGGAACAAUAAAGAUGAACCACCCGAUUGCACAUCAGGCGCCGUAACAACGACGCAGAUGAAGCAACAAUCUCCCGAAGUGUAUAAAGUACCUGGCAUCACCCCUGACAUAUUUCCUGACAAGAAUGACAAAAUACGCGACAGACACACACCCGACAAGAUUGACAAGACCACGCUUGACAGAAAGUCUCCUAUCAGGAAUAAUGAUGAAGAGAAAUGUUACAAGAAUCAUUUGGAUGAUGUAGAAGUGGCGAAAGAGAAAUUCACUUUGAACGGAGGCCCGCCGCCAUUAAUUAAAUUACCUGUCAAGGAAAAAUGCAGUCCAUUAAAGAGAGAACAAUCAGAUACGGAGAGUCAAAGUCCGAAACGCCAAAGGCUCAUAAGCGGUAACGAACACAUGGAUGACGAAUCGUUAAAUAAUAUUAAAACAGAAAAGGACCAUGCCUGGCAACACGGCAAUUUGAAUAUCUCAGUCGAGAGAAUAGUUGGUUGGUGCGCAACGGACGCGGAAACCGGCAACUGGUCGCGCGACGGGUCGGACGACGAAUGGGGCGAUGCGCCGACGGACAUCGGGUCUUUCUUGCACACCAAAUUGCGUGUGGACGGCGACAAUAGUGCAGAUGAAGAGUCCGAUGAUAGCGCGUCUGCGAUGCCUGAAGCUCCAGCCCACGCGUCUUCAUCAUCAUCAACCACCAGUACUUCACACCUUGACGUGCCUAAACUUUCCAAAAGCGGUGUCGAUCCGCGAUUCUCGGAUGUCGUGAAGUUGAACGAUUAUUUGAGGCACGGAAGACGACCGCAGUUCUGGGAAGAGAGUUAUGUCAAACGGGUUAUGGACGCAGUACGCAUGAAAGAACUAGAGAUGAAGCAAGCCGCUGAAAUCCUGGGCGUGAGCUAUGGCACCUUGUAUGGAAGGUAUCGGGAUGUCUAUGGUUGCAUUAAUCGACCUUAUAGUACUAUUCGCUACACAGAACCAACAAGUAAAGGGCUGGACACAAUCGGCGGGGGCGUGGCCUGCGCUAGGGACAAGACUGGGAGCAUCAUUUUAAGACAAACGGCCCGUGACUUUUGGCAAGCGAAAGGACCUUCGGAAGUCUUGGACCGGCUUCAGAGGGGGGAGCUGAACGUGGAGGCCGCAGCUUUGGCCCUUGGAGUGAACCCUACGAAGCUUGCAGCCUACGUAAAAAAAAAACAUUGUAAGCUCAUCCGGGGGUUAUUACGCCACUGGGCCCUUUCAAGUGUUAUAACAAUUAAUAAUUCAGUUGCAGGAUACACAUUGCCAGCGUACAUGCCAGAUAUAACCAAGUUGUCUGAAGGGAAGAAAGAAGACGCGAACGCGGACAUCGAAUUGGCGUUCGAUCAGACUCUUCGUCCACGAUCUUAUAGCAGAAAAGAUGCAGUUCUUACAAAAAUAAAGAAACCUCCAGGGAAUAUAGAGGAGGAUUUAUCAGCCAGCUCUUUUGAAACACCAUUCACACCACAACCUAAUCAAAGCAAUGCGUGGCCAUCGAUCCGCGUAGCGAGCAUAGAGUCGCUUCGAGGUGGCGAAAACACUCCCUCUCCCUCACAACUCAUGAAAACACGACCGGAUCUGACAAUAAUAGCCGCGAAACGCGACAAGGAUGAAACGUGA